UCCAGCAUUUAUCCUAUGUGGCUGCCUCCUCCUGUUCUUGUUCUUCUCCUCUCUUCCUUUCAUUUUUUCUCCUUUUUUUGUUGAUCUCCAUUUAUUCACCACCUCAAUCAAAAUCUUGGCCUCUCUCUCUCUCUCUCUCUGUGCAUAUGCUGCACUCGAUAAAGAAAAUCUCUCUUCUCCUUUCACACACUUCUCCUCUAGUGUUUUGAUAGAGCAGAGAAGCGUGUGGUGGCUGUUUAUAUUUUCUCGAGCUGGAUUUUUAUCAUUCGUUCGAUCCCAUUUUAUAUUUUUGGUAUCAGCGGUGACUGGAGCUAUGGUUGCUGAAGCUAAGUGGUUUAACAUAACAGGAACAAGUUGUAGCCACUAGCGAGGAUGCAUCUUUUAUGGUUAACUCACAGCUGGAAUCUGUGGCAGGUCAAUCAAAGUCCUUGCGUUCUAACGGAAGUAGUUAUACACUGAAGGUGAGAAAGCCAUACACAAUCACUAAACAGAGAGAAAGAUGGACAGAGGAAGAACAUCAAAAGUUUCUUGAAGCUUUAAAGCUGUACGGUCGUGCUUGGCGCCAUAUUGAAGAAUAUGUAGGCACCAAGACAGCCAUCCAAAUCCGGAGUCAUGCCCAAAAGUUUUUUGCUAAGGUUACCCGGGACUCAAGCAUGGAUGCUGAAGGGUCUUUGGAUCCAAUUCAGAUCCCUCCUCCUCGGCCCAAGAAGAAACCUCUGCAUCCUUAUCCUCGCAAAUUUGUUGAUCCUGUGAAUAGAGAAAUCACAGUUCCUAAUCGACUGGAAAUAUCUCAUUCUCCUGAUGCAUCUGUUCCUGAGAAGGACAACUUAUCUCCUACUUCAGUUUUGUCAGUGGUUGGCUCUGAUACUUUAGAAUCCACGGUUGCUGAGAUGCAUGAAUCUUGCCUUUCACCAGCUUCAUGUUCUAUUGAUGCACCCUCUACCUGCUCAUUACUUCCUGAGAGGGAUGACGAAUACAUAACAUCAGAGAUAUCUGCUAAUGAAGAGAAUGGGUUUCGUUUAUCAAUGAAAACAUCUUCCAAUUUGGUCCCAGAUAAAAACUCACCCAUGAAACUCAAAUUGUUCCCUCAAGAGGCAGAAUGUGCUAUAGAUUCUCCACAAGCUGAAGAGCCUUAUACAAGGAUUAAACUAUUUGGAAAGACAGUUAUGGUCAGAGAUGCUUCAAAACAGUCUUUAGAAGUUGUGGAGAAUUCUCAAUCAUUACCACCUGAUAUCAUUGAUAAGAAGCUUGACAAUAAUGCUGAUGAGCUUGUUAAGGAUCGGGCAUUAAUAUCAACCAGCCAAUAUCUAGAAGAUACUGUUGAAUGUGAUUCGAAAAGUGUAAUUCCUAGCAGCUUACCACAGCAUCCGCUGAAUAACAUACAUUGCCAUAUGAUGAACGUGUUUGGUUUGCCUUGGUGGAUGUGGCACCAGGGUGUGGUAUACCCGUCUGCCUCAUCUUGCCAGGAAGUUGCCUCACAGAAUGCUGAAUGUUCUCUCAUUGGCAAAGGGUUAGAAAGUGAACAGCUUCAGCUGAAUGGAUCUUUAAAUGGUCCAAAAGCUCCAAUUAGUGAAGCCAACACUGAGAACCGAAAUAAUGAAGCAUCUGAAGGAAAGCAUUUGUUUGAUACAGGGAAAAAGGAACCUGCAAAAGGUUUCGUGGCAUACAAGCGAUGUUUGGCAGAGAGGGAUGGCAGAUCAUCCAUGUCUUUGCUGCAGGAGAGGGAGGGCCAAAGAGCUCGUGUUUGCUCUUAGCACAUUUUCAGCAGAGUCCUACUUCGUUUAACCCUUAACCUGUAUCAGGUGAUUGCACAUGCAAGUCAGUAAAGUCAAUCCAUGCAGAGUUGCAAUUGUGUAAAGAAGACAAGUCUUACUCUUAAGCUAAUAUAGGUGGUUCCAGGAUAGAAAUAUCCGUGCUUGCAAAUGACGACUUUCUUGAUUUAUGACCGGGUUGUCGCCAUUAAUUUUAGACAGUGAUGUAUGGUGGAUGUCUUGAGCAGGAGCUGCUUGUUAUAAUUUAAUUUCUCGCAGCUCAUUGAUUUACUUCUUGGUACAUUUGCAGUUCUCUUGCUAGAAGAUGAGUGAGUUGAUAAUUUUACAUUUGUAACUAAACUUCUUGUUUGAUGUUUUUCUCAACAAAUGGGGAAAUACACAAGUCUUCAUUUUCCCAGAUA
Messenger RNA from Sesamum indicum (sesame), 2173 nucleotides. RefSeq names its product protein REVEILLE 7. Gene Ontology annotation, molecular function: DNA binding. The record is from RefSeq and is a predicted model, not a curated record. NCBI's taxonomy places the organism in Eukaryota, Viridiplantae, Streptophyta, Magnoliopsida, Lamiales, Pedaliaceae.